ACGAUGGCCAUAGUCAAGGCUAAGGAACUUCGUGGCAAGAAGGAGGAAGAGCUUCUGAAACAGCUCGAAGAGCUAAAAAAUGAACUGCAGACCUCUCGUGUUGCCAAAGUAAUUGGUGGAGCUGCAGCUAAAUCAGCUAAGAUCUGCACUGUGCCCAAAUCAGUUGCUCGUGUCCUCACUGUCAUCAAACAGACACAUAAGGAUAACCUACGUAAAUUCUACCAGAAGGAUAACCUAGGUAAAAUCUACCGAAUGAAGGCUCACAAACCCAAGGACCUGAGACAAAAGAAGACCAGGGCAAUGAGACGUGCACUCACAACUUAUGAACUCACCUGCAAGAGUAAAAAGGAAUUACGAAAACAGGGUCUUUAUCCAAUUAGUAGAUUCAAUGUGCGUGCCAUCCGCUUCUCUGAUGCCCUCUUAAAUGUGACCUGUGCUUGUGACAGAUACAAUGGACCCAAGCGAGAAUAG
This is a messenger RNA of Physella acuta, 471 nucleotides long. Its product is annotated as large ribosomal subunit protein uL29-like. Gene Ontology annotation, biological process: maturation of LSU-rRNA from tricistronic rRNA transcript (SSU-rRNA, 5.8S rRNA, LSU-rRNA); translation. Gene Ontology annotation, molecular function: mRNA binding; structural constituent of ribosome. Gene Ontology annotation, cellular component: ribosome; cytosolic large ribosomal subunit. NCBI's taxonomy places the organism in Eukaryota, Metazoa, Mollusca, Gastropoda, Physidae. The record is from RefSeq and is a predicted model, not a curated record.